Molecule: messenger RNA, 3808 nt
Organism: Micropterus salmoides (largemouth bass)
Lineage: Eukaryota; Metazoa; Chordata; Actinopteri; Centrarchiformes; Centrarchidae
Exons: 8
Coding region: 1143-1973 (276 amino acids)
Biological process (GO): proteolysis; regulation of apoptotic process
Molecular function (GO): cysteine-type endopeptidase activity
Source: RefSeq, a predicted model, not a curated record
UCAAGGAAUUUGCUGUGGUGAUAAGGUGCUACACGGAGACAAACAUACAGUCAACAUAAAUAAAUGUAGAAAUAUAUAAAUAUGGAAUGGAAAAACAAGGUUGCAGAAAUAUACAUGUGCCGUGCAGAAGAACGGAAGAGAAUAUUGUGUACAUAUAAAGAUAUAAACUGACAACAUAAAAUAUACAACAACAAAGAUCAACAAUCUACAACAAAUAUGUGCGACAAAUAUGUGCAGUCCACACUGGUUCAACAGUAGCAGGUACCUCUACUGAGAAUCAAGCUUUGGGUUUCUGCUGUGUUGGGUGAGAACUUUACCUGCCCAGGGGGAGCCUAGCACAACAAACCAGAUAUUUGCCAUUGAAUGCAUUCUUUCAUUCUUCCACAAACAUAAUAAUACAAGCUGACAAUGCUUAGAAACAUUUCACAAUACCUUUUUUUUCAUCAAACACAUGCAGUGCUUGAAGUGGAAAGAAGUAAGUGCCAGUACUGCAUACCUGUGAGUGCCAGAUCAUUUCAAGCACUGAACACAUGGGAUUUUACAGUAAAGUGAGAAAGUUUGUUCGUAUGGUGUCGUCCUAGUUAGUUCUUAUGAAGACACAGAACACUUGGCAGUAAGUUGUAGACUUUACGGUGAAGACAUGAUGUAAUCAAAGCAUUUAGUCAGUUGGCUGGACUCAAUGCUGGCUAACUCAAAGAAGGAAUUUUCUUUUGUUAAACUUUAUUAUUAACGUUUGAGUUCAUCCCUACAGAAUCGAUGGCCAGUUGAUCACAGCUGACAAACACAAGACAUAUGACUCCAAUGUCAAACUGGAUGAGGAAGACAAAAAGGCUCCAAUAUUCUUCUUACCUGAGCAGACAACUGAAUCUUCAUACAGGUUCAGGUGUCCUGGUCCAGGUGUGUUCCAGUGUGCUUUGACUGGACUGGUGUUUGUUGUGGCUCAGGAGGCGGAGCUGCUGUACAGGACUGUCCAAUGGGAUGAGAGCCUCCUCCAACCAGCUGGCAAGACGGCUGCAGGGCCGCUGUUCAGUAUCAAGUGUCCUGAGGAUGCUGUCUGUCAGCUCCACCUGCCGCACUGUGAAACAAAGGACGCGUUGCUUGUUGACGGUCUGCUGUCUGUCGUCCACAUCACUGAUGAUGGAAUGAGCAUCUUGGAGCCACUGGAGAUUACAGACACUCAUGUGGUUGUGAAGGUCCUUCACCUCUCUGCCUUUGGCCUGGUCUGGGAUUAUCUAAAGAGGUUUUUGAACAACACAAAACCAAUUAGCAGCCAAGUCCUGCUGUUCCUCCGAGCGCCGAACCCAACAACACAGAUGCAAAAUCUCAAUGUUCUUCUCCUGCCAAGCAACAUCCCUUUGGAUGAGGUCAGCAAACGACAUCAACAUUCUGAGAACAUCCAGGCUCCUUCCACAUGUAAACUCAUCAGAGAUCAAAGUUACACUGUUCACUGUCCUCAGGCCAGUAAAAUACAGCCUAAGAAAGCAGAUUUUAACCUGGACUUUGGACCAAAUUACCACCCAACGUUUGAGAUCCGCCUGCCGACAAACACAGAAGAAGUGACUAUAAUAGUCCAAGACCAAGAAAAGACGGAAGUCUGGGAGCAUGAUGUUGAUCUAACAGGUCCAAGAAGGGAAAGUCUACAGAGGAACAUCCCAGCAGAGGAGAACAUCCCAGUAGAAGACAGCGUCCCAGCAGAGGAGGACGUCCCAGCAGAGGACAGACUGCUCUUAGUUCGGACACAGUUUGUGAACAGAGUGUCGGAACCUGUUCUGAACCAACUUUUAGAUAAACUCCUUGAACUUCAUGUUAUAAAUGAUGAUGAAAUGCAGUCAGUCAGAACAAAAGUUAAAGCAGAAAAAGCACGAGAUGUGAUCGACACGGUGCGAAGAAAGGGAACUGAAGCCAGUUCAGUCCUGAUCGCUGCUCUCUGUCAGGUGGAUCCGUGCCUUUCCAGAGUGCUGAAGUUAAGAUGAAGUAAAAACAAGAACUGUGAUGAUGAACCAGUAGAAUGAGAAGAAGGAAAAUGAAGAACUUUUGCUGUUAAAGCCUGUGUUUUUAACAAGUUAUUCAAAAGGCUUCAGAUGUGAUAGAGCUAAACUAGGACGGCAAUGGAUGGAUAUCGAUGUCACAAUUUGUGGUGUGAGUGCGUGGAUGAGCAGGCUGGUGGACACAAAUGCAGGACACAAAGGCUGACUGGUUCAGUUCAGUGAUUUAUUAAAUGAACAAAAGGCGAGCACACUUACUGUAGAGUGGCUGAGACCAUAAUCCAAAAUAAUGAUAGUCCAAGCAAAUAAAGCGAUCCAACAGAAAAUCCAAACUGAGUAUAGGCUAUAAGUCGGAGGAAUAAGGAUCAGUAUCAGCCUGUUUUUCCAAUGUUGUUAUAUUUAUUUUAAGGCACACUACAUUUUUUUUAUGAAGCUACUGUAAUAAUCCUAGUUCAAAUUACACAAUAAAUACCAGACCUCGCAACGCCUGUGAGGUCAGCAUAGUGUUAGGCAGCAGCUAACUUUACUUCUACAGGCGACACACAGCAACAUACACAAUUACUGUGCAUUCUCUCUUUGCGUCUUUCUUGUAAAAUACAUCCAACAACCCACAACAAGCACAUUGCGGCCCUGAGUUGACUACAAACUAAUAAUAGAGAUAGACUACCACAUAACAACAGACAGGACUGAAAACCAAAACAAAGACUAAUAAUAGAUACAAAACUGACUGAGAACUAACAACCAAAACCCAGAAACAAAGGAAAAAAGAAUCAAAAUACAGAACACAGAGAAGACACUGCCAAAAUAACACAGACAAACUCAGAACAGGAUCGUGACAGUUGAGCAGGAAAAUAUUCCCAUUAAGAGGUUGUGUCUGCAAAAUGCAUGACCUACAACAGACAGAUGCUGUUUAAAUGAGACGUCAAAUGAAACAGAAGCUUUUUUAGUUUAAUGCUAAAAUUAUAUUCAUAAGUUCUCAUAAAUGUAAAAGCCUCAAGACCACAAUGACAACAAUCACCUUUCAACUCAUAGACACAUCUUCGUGUCAGUUGCAUUGAGUUUGUAUGCAAUUGUGCAGUCUGUGAAAUUCGCUUUGCAUUCUGUCCAAACACCAGGGCUGGGUUGUAACGGAUUACAUGUAACGGCGUUACGUAAUCAGGAAUGAAAAAUACAGUAACUGUAUUCCGUAAAUAAAGACGUAAUUAGAUUACAGGUACAUUUUGUAAAAAUGGGGAUUACUCACAGGGAUUACUUUAAGAAGAAAGUUUCUAUGAAAUAGAAAACAGAGUGCUAUUUGCUAUUUACGUCUGUUUCCUGUAAAAAACACAAAGCUAGGGAGAGAUCUGUUGCAGAUACUGAUUGGCGUGUAGCCAGUAGUUGAAUGUGGUUACUGCCCUACCACGUCAUGUAGACCGAUUACAGCUCCCAGUGAGUGAACACGGCAGCCUCCGAGACUGAGGCCAAUCGGAAUCCUGGGAAUGCAGGACGAAGGUGGUUUUCUUGCCGGUUUGGCUUUUGACACUUGGAGUCCAGGUAUUAUCUCCCAUCAAUGACAGAGAGAUAAAUCUGACCCCAACAACUACAGACGUGUAAAAAUUCAAGACUUGGGCCAGAUAAGAAAGCUUGAACAUUUUUAUUAUCAACAAAAACAGACACCAAUUAGAAUACAAAAGUUCCACCGGAGUGAGUCAGAGAUCGGUGUAAAAUAGAGUCCCAUCCUGUUACCAGAACAGAGACCCGAGUCCACAUGAAAACCAUGUAACGACUGACUUUCACCUCCUUUUGGACCUCCUUUUAUAGCUCUGUUUCUUGGCUUUACAUCA